UGAAAAGUCAAUCAAUUUCAAUAGAUUUGUAUUGUUGGAAUUCAUGUAUGAGAAAGAAUUUUUCAAAUCUAAAGACUAGUGAAAAUAAUAUAGCCAAGCAAAAUGCCCGCAGCUACUGUGGCUAAGCCGGGCCAUGGUCCUAAUCAAGGCAUAUUCCACAAUACAACCGGCUUUAGUACGCUUAUCACGGUUACAGUUCUGACCCUUGCUUGGUUGGCCGGCUUUGCAUCCCGGCUUUUUGCAGUUAUUCGUUUCGAAAGUAUUAUUCAUGAAUUCGAUCCAUGGUUCAACUAUAGAUCUACUGCAUAUAUGGUGCAGCAUGGGUUUUAUAAUUUUUUGAAUUGGUUCGAUGAGAGGGCUUGGUACCCUUUGGGAAGAAUUGUUGGGGGUACAGUUUACCCAGGUCUUAUGAUCACAUCGGGUACCAUACACUGGAUUCUACACGCACUUAAUAUUCCCAUUCAUAUUAGAGAUAUUUGCGUGUUCUUAGCCCCUGUGUUCAGUGGUCUAACUGCAAUAGCCACUUAUCUGUUAACAUCGGAAUUGUGGUCAAGAGGAGCCGGUCUGUUUGCCGCUUGUUUCAUAGCAAUAGUGCCAGGCUACAGCAGCAGGUCUGUGGCAGGAAGUUAUGAUAAUGAGGGAAUUGCGAUCUUUGCAUUACAAUUCACAUACUACCUGUGGCUAAAGAGUGUUAAAAGUGGAUCUGUUUUCUGGUCAAUAUGCACAGCUUUGUCAUAUUUUUACAUGGUGUCAGCAUGGGGUGGAUACGUUUUCAUCAUAAAUUUGAUCCCCCUUCAUGUGUUUGUAUUGCUGAUAAUGGGAAGGUUCUCUCAGCGACUGUUUGUCAGUUACACAGUGUUCUAUAUCAUAGGACUACUGUUCUCCAUGCAAAUACCAUUUGUGGGCUUUCAACCAAUCAGAACUAGUGAACACAUGGCUGCAUCAGGUGUAUUCGCUCUCCUAAUGGCAGUCGGAGCUCUGAAAUAUUUGCACAGUCUAAACCCUAAAGGACAGUGGAAGCAGUUGUUAAUACUUGGUACACUUGUAGCAGCCGGUGCUGUGUUCCUUGUAGUUGUUCUGUUGACUUAUAUGGGAGUUAUUGCUCCAUGGAGUGGGCGGUUCUAUUCACUUUGGGAUACAGGAUACGCAAAGAUCCACAUUCCUAUAAUUGCAUCAGUAUCGGAACAUCAGCCCACAACAUGGUCGUCAUUUUUCUUUGACCUACAUGUUCUUGUUUGCACCUUCCCUGUGGGGUUGUGGUAUUGUAUCAAGAAUAUCAAUGAUGAAAGAGUCUUUGUCGCGCUAUACGCCCUAAGUGCGGUAUACUUCGCCGGUGUGAUGGUGCGUCUCAUGCUCACACUCACUCCGGUGGUGUGCGUGUUAGCUGGUAUCGCAUUCUCUAUUAUAUUGGAUCUGGUGUUAAGGGAAGACGAACUGCCUGUGGUGACCCCUGAAACUGAGGAGUCGAAGAGCCUUUAUGAUAAGGCCAGUAAAACGAAGAAGCGUAUCGUAGAGCCCGCGCAAGUACAGGACCAAGGGUUGGGUCUGUACGCUCGACCAGGAACGGUUAUAGCGUUCAUGAUACUGCUGAUGUUGUUCUCCGUUCACUGCACGUGGGCCACCUCUAACGCGUACUCUAGUCCUAGUAUUGUGCUCGCUAGCUAUGGGAAUGACGGAUCGAGAAGAAUAUUGGAUGACUUCAGAGAAGCUUAUGGCUGGUUGUCACAGAACACAGCUGAAGAUGCAAGAAUUAUGUCAUGGUGGGAUUAUGGAUAUCAGAUAGCGGGAAUGGGCAAUCGAACGACACUAGUGGACAACAACACGUGGAACAAUUCGCACAUAGCGCUCGUGGGUAAAGCCAUGGCGAGCAAUGAAAGCGCUGCCUACAACAUCAUGACGCAGCUCGACGUGGACUAUGUACUGGUUAUAUUUGGUGGUGCUAUCGGAUAUUCCGGAGACGAUAUCAAUAAGUUUAUAUGGAUGGUCAGGAUCGCGGAGGGAGAACAUCCUAAGGAUAUACAUGAAGCUGAUUAUUUUACAGAGAGAGGGGAAUAUCGAGUAGAUUCAGAAGGUUCAAAGACUAUGUUAAAUUGUUUAAUGUACAAGCUAUCAUAUUAUAGAUACGACUCGGGCGGCAGUCCGCCGGGCUACGAUCGCACUCGUAAUGCGUUGCCCGGCAACCGCGGCUUCAAACUCACUUACCUAGAGGAGGCCUACACCACUGAGCAUUGGCUCGUUAGGAUAUACAGAGUGAAGAAGCCGGAUGAGUUCAAUCGUCCUCGCCUACCUCUAGCCAAGAGGACGAUACCCACCAACAAUGCUAUCUCCAAAAAGGCGAGGUCCCAGCAAUAGUUCCGAGAGAGUAAACAAAUCGAAUCAAACCCCGACAUCUAAAAGAAGAAAAGGGCUGCUCAAAAACAAGCCUACAGUUGUGAAAGGUAAGAAAAUGACGAGGUUGGAGUGACCUCGAGCCUAGAUAAGUUAUCAGUGGUAGAUGCGGCGCUAAGCAAGUGUCAUCAAACAUCUUGUACAAUGAAACAUUCCAAAAUCUAGCGAAAGUGCUUGUUAUGUUAAAGGAAAUAAAAGUCAUUUUCAUUUAACACCAUGAUGUAUAAAAUUGUUUAUAGUAUAUUAUAUGUUUUAUUUACUUGACGCGUAUUGAUUUAUUUAUUCGAGUGGAAAGACUCAAAUUGUUUGUUUAAUCGAACAGCACUUCUGAAGCCAGACAAAUAAGAGAAAUCUUGUACACGUGUUUGAUGAUUUUCCUCGUAGGUAACAUAUAGCAAUAAAUUGGAUUGUAAUUUUAUGAAUGUAGUACUUUGCGGGUAUUUUAUAACAUAAGUUUUUCAGGAAAAUUUUUGUUUAAAACUAAUUUGAUCACUUCUUUGUAUUGUACAUAUAAAUAAUGCCAAUAUUGUGAUGUACUUCUAGAGCAUGUACUAAUCAGACAUAUUUUUAUAUGAAAACUGAAUUUAAAUUUAUUUAUCCACCAUGAGAGAUGUACCUUGUAAAUUAAACUCGCUUUACAUUUUUAUUGUAUUUCUUCUUUUUAUAAGCCCUUUAACAUAGUUUUUAAAAGUUUGCACAAAAAUAUAUUAAAUUGAAUACCUUCUAGUUUAUUGUGAUUGUACAAAAUUGUUAAAAUUCUUUAAGAUAUAUUCGGAUUAAAAUUGAAACUUGGGCGGGCAUCUUUACCACUGAUAAUAUUUUAUACUACGUGACUGACACCAAUUAUGUGUAUUUAGUCCAUUAGAUAUCGUGUUUCUUAAAAUUUUAGGCGAUUGUUUUUGAUUUUAAUAAAUUUUUCUAUCGAUUACAUGGUCCUCACUUAAACAUACACUGUAAAUCGAAUCUUUUAUUUUUAAAGCUUGUGUAUUUGAAUGUUAACUUGCGUUUCUCUUUAUUUAUUUAUUUUAUGUAAUAUCUCAGUUUCAAAGGCACAAUUUGAACUUUAAAAGCACAACUGUGUGUUUUUCAAGGAAUAAUAUUUUACGCUUUUCUAACUUUAAAUGGAAAAAUCUUAACGGCCAUGUAGUCGAUAUUAUUUAUAGUGCAAAGAGUGUUAGUGCGGGUUUGGAGAACCUGAAGUUGUACCUUUAUAUCCAGCGAUCUUUUAACUGCUGUAUUAGAUUCAUGUUUAAGGUUUCCAUACUUUUAAAGGGAAAGUAUGGUAAAAAAAAGUAUUUUACUUUUUUACUUCUGCCACUAUAUUCUUAUAAUUUGAUUCCUUACAUCGCUUUGGUUCUCCUUACCUAGUCUAGUGUACGUGAAUGCGACGUCCAUUUGUAUAUUAAUUAAAUAGUUUAAUAUUGUUCCAAGAUGUUUUUCAUUGUCAAUAUAUUGCACCUUAUUCAACAUUCACGAUUAAGUAUCCCAGUUUGUAAAUUGUUAAUAUGUAUUUUCGAAUUUAAUAAAAUCGUUGUAACGUUAACUAUUUCUUCAUAAUGACCUGCUGAGUAUCAAUUCUGAAAACUCUCUCCAAAGGUACUAAUUAAUAUGUAAAGCAGCUAGAAUAUUCUUUUCACGAAAGGAAGUUUUAAAUAUUUAUUACUUUUAAUACAUUGUUCGCUUCAACAAUAAAUAUACAGGUACUUAUCUCAAUGAUAUGGAAAAUGAAGGCUUUUUAAAUAGGUGUUAAUUAUUUCAGUGCACUGGUCUAUUUCUAUCUAGAUUAGCUUACGUUAUUAUGUACUUAGCAUAUUUUAAUAUGUUUUGUAUUGCUGUGCAUUUAGAUAAAGACUUGCGAUUCCAACUCGUAUAGCAAGGUGUGAGAAAUAGUUUUAUAUAAUGUGUUUAUUCAUUAUUGACCACCAAAGAGAUUAAGAGAUUGAGCCUCUCGGGCUCGGUGGAGUCUAAUAUAGUUAUGUACAAGUUAAGAUCAGUGAAACACGAAUACUACUCAUAAAUAAGUAACUAACGUUUGAAUAGGUGUGAGAGGAUCGCUUGAGACAUUAUAAUAGUCGUUAUUUUUCCGACCAGUGCAUUUAAUAUGUCGUAAAUUUUUCAUGCAUUGUCUACUUGUGUGUGUGUUUAAGUUUGCCAUUCUCAAACUGACUCUAAUUAUGAAUUUUAUGUUGUUUAAUUUUAUUGUUGCACAGCACUAUAUUGUUUUCUUAUUGUGACAGAGGUUUAUAGUCUAGAUAAGAUGCUAUUGUACUUUACAAUGUGUUCUGAAUAAACAGCUGAUGAUGA
Colias croceus (clouded yellow) is the source of this 4692-nucleotide messenger RNA. It is a transcript of the gene Stt3B, whose product is annotated as dolichyl-diphosphooligosaccharide--protein glycosyltransferase subunit STT3B. The transcript is spliced from 15 exons. The record is from RefSeq and is a predicted model, not a curated record. Gene Ontology annotation, cellular component: membrane. Gene Ontology annotation, molecular function: dolichyl-diphosphooligosaccharide-protein glycotransferase activity. Gene Ontology annotation, biological process: post-translational protein modification. Bases 103 to 2352 code for a protein of 749 amino acids. Lineage: Eukaryota; Metazoa; Arthropoda; Insecta; Lepidoptera; Pieridae.